Molecule: messenger RNA, 1626 nt
Organism: Rotaria sp. Silwood2
Lineage: Eukaryota; Metazoa; Rotifera; Eurotatoria; Philodinida; Philodinidae
Source: the annotation of a GenBank genome assembly
AUGAAAGAUUUAUUGGUUGAGUUUGAUGAUUUACCUGAUGAAAUUCUUAUGUAUAUAUUUAAAAAAUUGUACAAUGUUCAAGUACUUUAUUCUUUAAUGGGUGUUAAUCAACGACUCAAUAGAAUUGUACAUGAUACAAUUUUUACUCGUGAUUUAUGUUUGCUAGAAUAUUUACCAGACAACAAAACUAGCUCUCCAUUAUCAGAUCCAAUACUUGAUCAAUUUUGUUCAAAAAUUUUACCUGAAAUUGGGCACCGAAUUAAAACUCUUUAUCUUGAACAAACAUCAAUGAAACGUAUUCUUCAUGCUACAAAUUAUCCUAAUUUAAAUAACCUUAGUUUAUUUCAUAUCGACUCCGAAACACCUAUGUCUCUAUUUGAUGAUAAAAAUCCUUUAACUCAUAUAUUCAAGAAUCAAAUUUCAUCACUCUUUAUCAAUUUUAAUAAUGUAAAGGACUCGUUUCCAAUGAGAACUAUCUAUUCAACUAUAUUUGAAAAAAUUUUGACCAUAUUUACUAAUUUACAAUGCUUAAAAUUCAAUCCAUCUGCAUCUGAUGAUGAUGCUGUAGUGUUUUGUUUGAUACGUGAAACUGCUAUCUCUUCAACUUUAUUAGAGUUACAUAUCAGUGUGCUAGAGAUGCCGGACUGUCUUGAUCUACUUGAUGGACGUUUUGAUCAACUUCGUGUACUUUAUGUUACUGUUGAUAGGAUUUUGCCUUGGUUAGAAAUUCAACAUGAUCUAUUACCAAACUUACGAAUUUUUUCUUUAUGCUUCAAGCGUAAGGUAUAUCAUUUUGAUAAAUCAAUUGUGUUACUUCUACGUCGAAUGUUAAAUUUAGAAGAACUUCAUUUAAAUAUUAUAGUCAAAUGUAAUGGAAAAUUUAUUGAUAGUGAUACACUGAUGAAAGAUAUUAUUAUUUAUAUGCCACGAUUAUAUAAAUUUACAUUUAAUAUUUGCUCAAUCAUUAAUCAUUGUGAUGAAACGAAUUUCUCAUUAACUGAACAUAUUGAGAAAACAUUUGAAUAUUUUCCUAAUAAUAAUGAAAUAAUAACUUGUAUUGAUCAUUUUCAAGAAGAAGGAUAUAGUCAAUGUCAUAUUUAUUCAUAUCCAUAUAUAUGGGAAGUUUACAAUAACAUAACAAAUAAUUUUCGAGGUGGAUUAUUUACUAGUAUUACUGAAGUAUCAUUAUAUGAUGAACGUCCAUUUGAAUAUGAAUUUUUUCUUCGAAUUUCAAAAUCAUUUCCAUUUAUGAAAGAAUUAACAAUAAAGAAUCGAAAAGCACAAAAUAAUAAACAACUUAUAAAAUCAAAUAACGAUAAUCAAAUGUUAUCAAUUAUUGAAUAUCCUAAUCUUACUCGACUUGAUCUUUUUUAUACUCAUAAUGAUUAUAUCGAAUUAUUUUUAUUUGAUAGGAAAAUGUCUUUGCCAAAUAAUCUUCAUCUUUGUGUCGAUUAUCAAUUACUAGAAAAAGUGACAUACAAUUUUACAAGAUAUGAAAGACCAAAUAAUUUCGCAAAACUUGCUGCUCUAUAUUUUUAUCCAGUGGAUCAAAUCGAUGAACGUAUCAAAAAGUAUUUUCCUCAUAUAUGUAUACGUUGUAUUGCUGAUUUUGUAUUAUGUAAAUAA